Tupaia belangeri chinensis (Chinese tree shrew) is the source of this 1860-nucleotide messenger RNA. It is a transcript of the gene GMPR2, whose product is annotated as guanosine monophosphate reductase 2. Gene Ontology annotation, cellular component: GMP reductase complex. Lineage: Eukaryota; Metazoa; Chordata; Mammalia; Scandentia; Tupaiidae. Gene Ontology annotation, molecular function: GMP reductase activity. Bases 193 to 1239 code for a protein of 348 amino acids. The record is from RefSeq and is a predicted model, not a curated record. The transcript has 10 exons. Gene Ontology annotation, biological process: nucleotide metabolic process.
CGGACUUCCUCGGCUAGCCCUUCUUGCCUGCAAUUAGCGGAACCUGUUGGCGCGGCCCACAAGGCUCAGCGGGGCUGCACGAGGCUUGUUGUUAAGAGGGUCAACUGCCACUCGGGCCAGGGAACAGGAAGUGAGUACCCCCAUCCCGGAAGCUGCCCCCAGAUUCUUCGCUACCCUAAGGUCCCCGCCGCCAUGCCGCAUAUCGACAAUGAUGUGAAAUUGGACUUCAAGGAUGUCCUGUUGAGGCCCAAACGCAGCACCCUUAAGUCUCGAAGCGAAGUGGAUCUGACAAGAUCCUUUUCAUUUCGGAACUCAAAGCAGAUGUACACUGGGAUUCCUAUCAUUGCUGCCAAUAUGGAUACUGUGGGCACCUUUGAAAUGGCCAAGGUUCUCUGUAAGUUCUCCCUCUUCACUGCCAUCCAUAAGCACUACAGCCUCGAUCAGUGGCAAGAGUUUGCUAGCCAGAAUCCUGACUGUCUUGAGCAUCUGGCUGCCAGCUCAGGCACAGGCACCUCUGACUUUGAGCAGCUGGAACAGAUCUUGGACUCUAUUCCCCAGGUGAAAUAUAUAUGCCUGGAUGUGGCAAAUGGCUACUCUGAACACUUUGUUGAAUUUGUAAAGGAUGUGCGGAAGCGCUUCCCCCAGCACACCAUCAUGGCAGGGAAUGUGGUAACAGGAGAGAUGGUGGAAGAGCUGAUCCUCUCUGGGGCUGACAUUAUCAAAGUGGGAAUUGGGCCAGGCUCUGUGUGUACCACCCGGAAGAAAACUGGAGUGGGGUAUCCACAGCUCAGUGCAGUGAUGGAAUGUGCGGAUGCUGCUCAUGGCCUCAAAGGCCACAUCAUUUCAGAUGGAGGCUGCAGCUGUCCUGGGGACGUGGCCAAGGCCUUUGGGGCAGGGGCUGAUUUCGUGAUGCUGGGCGGCAUGCUGGCUGGGCACAGUGAAUCAGGUGGUGAGCUCAUUGAGAGGGAUGGCAAGAAGUACAAGCUCUUCUACGGAAUGAGUUCUGAAAUGGCCAUGAAGAAAUAUGCUGGGGGCGUUGCUGAGUACAGGGCCUCAGAGGGAAAGACAGUGGAAGUCCCCUUUAAAGGGGAUGUGGAAUAUACGAUCCGAGACAUCCUAGGGGGGAUUCGCUCUACAUGUACCUAUGUGGGAGCAGCGAAGCUGAAGGAAUUGAGCCGGAGAACUACCUUCAUCCGAGUCACCCAGCAGGUGAAUCCAAUCUUCAGUGAUGGGCGCUAGACCUCUGCAGUUCUGCCCUCCCAAGGCACCAGGACUUGACCACGGGGCCUCUUAAGUGGACUGCUCACCCUUCCCAGCUACUGUGGCUGUUUAUAACCUUGUCAAGUCCUCACUCCUGAGGACUUUGCAGUAACUCUGUACAUCUGUAUCUGCUCACACACAAUGCCCAGAGCACUCACUGGGGAGGAAGCAAGGAAGACAGUGAAAAUGAAGAUAACCAAAUAGGAAUCCAGAAACCCAGCAUCCUGAGGAUUAAAAGGAAAAGACUCACACCAACCUAUGGUAUGAUGGUUAAGGUGGCUGGAUCCUUUGCUAACUGCUAGAUUCAAGCCCCAGACCUAGCAGCUUGAAAAAAACACUGGGUACAUGUGUGUCCAGAAUGCCAAAAGGAGGGAGAUGGAGAAGGAAAUGCAGUGUGAUCAUUUCCCAUGGGGAGCACUUUCUCUUUCUCUCACUCUGUCCAGUAAGUGCAUGCACUCUCUGGCAACAUGUUUGAAAAGAAAACAAAAACAGGAAAGACACUGAUUGAUGCCAUAACUUGUAUAUGGCCUUGGUCUGGAAGAGGUAUGCUUUUAGAAUCAUGUUUUAUUCAACUUCAUUAAAUGAAUAUUUUAAAAUCUC